Danio aesculapii is the source of this 1478-nucleotide messenger RNA. It is a transcript of the gene rhbdd3, whose product is annotated as rhomboid domain containing 3. Gene Ontology annotation, cellular component: membrane. Gene Ontology annotation, molecular function: serine-type endopeptidase activity; protein binding. The record is from RefSeq and is a predicted model, not a curated record. Bases 243 to 1337 code for a protein of 364 amino acids. The transcript has 5 exons. NCBI's taxonomy places the organism in Eukaryota, Metazoa, Chordata, Actinopteri, Cypriniformes, Danionidae.
AGGGUUGUCAAGUAACAUCGGUGUUGUUUAGUCUCGUUUAUAAUUUACAAUUAUUAAAAUAAAUACGAUAUAAAUACAACUGGUUGUAAUUACUCUUGUUAUCCGUUGCUAGGAUGCUAGCGUCUGGCAGUGAAGUGCAAUUGAAAACAUGGAUAACGUUAGCUAUGAUAUAUCUGACACAACGUUAAGCAUAUAUUGAGAUAUAUACAUGUAGUCAUUGGUAAUGCGUUUGUCAGUUUACAAUGCUUAAUAAUAUAUUUCCGGCAUGGAUGUGGUCUGGAUCAAACCGUCCAGGGUGUUGUAGUGGAACAUUUUUAAUCCUGUUAUUAAUUGUGUCGACUUGGCUCUGUGGUAUACAUGCCAGUCUAAGUUUAGGACCAGGUGGGGAAUUUCCUGGAUUUUAUGAUUUCAUCUUCUACGCCUUCAGUAACGAAGAGCUGACCUCAUUUCUCCACAACAUCUCCCUGCUGCUGUGGAUCGGGCCCUGUCAGGAGAGAAGAUGGGGGACUUUUACCUUCCUCACCCUCUCCUUUAUCUCCACUCUGCUCCUUCCUCCUAUUUAUGCCCUGUUUCUCUUUGUUACUGGAGAUGAAGCCAGCAGGGUCUCUGGAUACGCAGCUACUCACCUUGCCCUGCUCACGGCUCAGUGUCGACAGGUCAAGCAGAGGAGAGUCCUGCGCUUUGUUCCUGUCUGGUUCUUGCCUUGGCUCUUGUUGAUCUUUGACCUCUUCCUCCUACCCAGUGCUCCAGGCCUGCUGCACUUCUAUGCCAUUUGCCUGGGACUCAACUACAACAAUGAGUUAAUUGAAAUGCUGGAGCAGAUAGAGAGACUGGGUGCAUGUGCCUGCUUGCCAAAAUGGGCCUACAUCCCUGUUACCUCUCAUUUACAACUACCAGUUUACAACAACACCUCAACAAGACCGGAGCCAUUUGCCAGUGCAUUCCAGUCUGAGAAUUAUUCAACAUGGCAGCAGUCUGUGUCAGAGUGGCCCCAGGAGUCUCCGUUAGCAACAGAUUCACAGUUAUUAGAAGAGCAGAUGCUAAGAGCAGGAAUAUUAGCAUCUCUCCAUGACGCACCUGAGGGUACAGCCGACAAAGUGGAAGUACCAAAGUCCUCAGUAUCCUCAUUACGGUUGCAGCAGCUGGAGAAGAUGGGCUUCCCCACAGAGAAAGCUGUAGUGGCUCUGGCGGCUACAGGGCAGCUAGAUGGAGCAAUCUCUUUGCUUAUCGAUGAUCAGAUUGGAGAGGAGACUGUGGUCAUAUCGAAGGGAAGAAGUCAGCAUCAUAGCUCAGGGAGAUCGCUUCAUAUUGAAGCAUUGCCCUAUUCCUUUACUUAGGCAAGUUGAACUGUCAUUGAGAGUAUUUACUUAUUUUUUGUGACUUUGUGGUGCACAACAGAAAGCUCCAGUGGAUUAUGGGAGGUGUGGAAAAUUAUUAUAGCUAUACAAUGGUUUUGGCAGCUUUUAUGAUGAAGUUUG